GUUUGACCUUUUCUCUCUUGGCACAGUCACGUUUGACAUGGCUGGAUGGUUGCUGUACAGUGAAGUUCAUCCGUAUAGUAGCAUGAAAUGUUAAUUCUGACCUUGUGAAUAGUGUCGCUUUGCAGGAGACUGCCAGAGUAAACCAGGGGAACAAUGGUGAAGUAUUUUUGCUGCGCAGGUUUGCUAAAAACCACCUGGGACCAAGUUUGCAUUGCUUUUUGGCAGCGAUAUCCCAACCCUUACAGUAACCAUGUCUUGACAGAGGAUAUCAUUUUUCGAGAGGUGACCCAGACCAACUGCCUCAUUUCCAGACGUCUCUUGACCAAAACUAGCCGUGCGCCUCGCUGGAUGGAGCGGUAUCUUCCGAAGCACAUGGCCAGCUCAGCAUACAUCAUUGAGGACUCCAUUGUGGACCCUCAGAAAAGGACCAUGACCACACUAACAUGGAACAUCAGCCAUGCUCGCCUUAUGUCUGUGGAGGAGAGAUGUCAGUACCACAUUAACCCUGAGAAUGGUGGCUGGACGGAGAUUACAAGAGAAGCUUGGAUCUCUUCCAACGUCUAUGGGCUUUCUAGAGCUAUUCAGGAAUUUGGUCUGGCAAGAUUCAAGACUAGUGUCACAAAAACAAUGAAAGGCUUUGAGUAUGUGCUUGCCAAAAUGCAAGGUGAAACUCCCUCCAGAACCUUAGCAGAAACUGCUACGGAGCGGGCAAGAGAGACAGCACUGGCAGCUAAAGAGAAAGCCAAGGACCUCGCCUCACAUGCCCAGAAGAAGCAAUAUGUAUGAUGAGCUACUGGAUUCUGCAGCCACUGAUACUGGGACAAAUUCACAUUAACUCCCUCUUGUUCAGUCAAGUACUGGGUCAAGACCAACAUCCCAGCCAUAGUUAACACCUCUGUGAGGAUGCAUCCAGCUGAAAUGGUGGGUGGACCAUAAAAGGCCUGAGCUGGGUUCAAGAGCCUGUUCCAGCCUCCCUGAUCACAUCACUGAGUUUACUAUUAUACCUCUGAUGCCGCAUCAUUUCACAAUUUACCACAGCAAGAAAUCUAGGAAAUGAGUGGUUAGAUAUGUCCCAGGGCGCCAUAUAAAGGAUGUCAGCCAACACUGGAAGUGUUCCUUAAACCUUUGCUCAAUCUCUGUGCCCACCAGUGUUUGCUUUUCACUCUUCCGCUGUUUGUCUCGUCAUAACUCGCUUAUUCCUGACAGUGCAGUAGUUGCAUUGAUUAAAAAUGUGUGAUUAAGGCUUUAUGAUUCAGUUAUGUGUUGUUUCUUUCGCAUAUGGUUAUGUUUUUGUUAGUUCAGUUCAUCCAAUUAGUUCUAAAAGUGAUUAUCUCAUUGCUUUGGGCUGAGGUUUAUCAGCUGAUGAAGGCAAUUGUUGGCAAUAGUUCAACAAGAAAUACUCGCUAAGCAUCUCUGAUAACUCUGGUCAGAGCUGUGGAUCGUUAUCAGCUAGAUUCAAGAGCACUUGCUGUACAGGUUAAUCAUGGCGCUGGCGAUACAACUCAUGCAACACGAUAUUUCUAGCUCUAUUUAAGGAAUAUGAGCUUAUGAAUAAAUGAACAUUUUCUAAUCA
This is a messenger RNA of Melanotaenia boesemani (Boeseman's rainbowfish), 1573 nucleotides long. It is a transcript of the gene prelid1a, whose product is annotated as PRELI domain containing 1a. The record is from RefSeq and is a predicted model, not a curated record. Lineage: Eukaryota; Metazoa; Chordata; Actinopteri; Atheriniformes; Melanotaeniidae. Bases 154 to 786 code for a protein of 210 amino acids. Gene Ontology annotation, cellular component: mitochondrial intermembrane space. The transcript is spliced from 6 exons. Gene Ontology annotation, biological process: phospholipid transport. Gene Ontology annotation, molecular function: phosphatidic acid transfer activity.